AUGGAAAACUGGACUAAAAGAUUGAACUGCAGAAUGGAACAUGAGCCAAUGCAUCCACCUAUAUCUCAAAAGAUACACUGGCACCCUGACCUCUCAUUCAGGCAUUCUUACACUCCAAGAAUGCAAAAUAUUCAUGGGGCUGGUGCCUUAGUGAACUGGAGAUCGCUAAGUCCACUCCUUCCAGCAUUCCAGGGCUGUGCGUCAACUGUUGUAAAACCUGUGCCGCAGCCAGCUUUUGUAGGAGCCCCACUGGAGAACAAUAAAGCUUCUGUUCUAGUUAAAUUGGCUAUGUUAGGUGUUCUGAAGACAACAGUUGCUCCAUUUGAGCGAGUGCAGCUCUUGAUGCAAAACCAGAACGCGAUGAUCAAGUCAGGUCGGCUGCACCAACCAUAUAACGGAAUAUUUGACUGUUUUGCUCGAACGAUCAGAAAUGAAGGUAUCUUUUCCCUUUGGAGAGGCAACACUGCAAAUGCCAUGGGACAUGUUUUUAACAAGGCCAUACCUUUUACUAUCUUCCAAUACAUUGAAAGUCGUGAAGAUAUCCAGUGGACUUAUAUUCGGAUGUUAGUGGCAGGUGUCCUUGUUGCGACUGCAAAUCUGUUUCUUGUUUAUCCAUUUUUUUAUGCUGGAACACGCCUGGCAAACGAUGUCAAAACUACCUGCAACUUGGGCAAAAGGCAGUUUAAUGGUAUAUUCGAUGUCUACAGAAGAACUCUGAAAUCAGACGGCAUUGCUGGACUGUACCGUGGGUAUAAUAUUUUACUUGCUAAAAUUGGUAUGAUGGCAGCGCUAUCUGUUGCUGUAAAACCAUGGCAACGGCUAUGGUUGCUUCUUUUGCAGGACAAUAAUUUGGCCAGGGCUAUGGUAGAAUUUGGGUUUAAUACUAGUCGCAAGCUGAUUUUUUACCCAAUGGAUACAGUGAGCAGAAGGAUGAUGAUGACCUCCGGAGAAGCUGUCAAGUAUAAGAGUUCACUGAACGCGUUUGCACAAAUUUUCAAAACUGAGGGCGUUGUAUCCUUUUAUAAAGGUGCAGGGGCAGAUAUCCUUCUGAAUGCGGCAUUCAAGGGUUCUGCAUUGUUAACGAUUUAUCUAACUGCUGUUCUUAGUGCUGCAAUGGAGAAGCCCCGUGAUGAUGGCAGCCAACCUACUUCUACUUUGACCAUUAGAUGGAAGAAUGCCAGAGAUAAGUGACGGCAGCGGUCACUUCAGUCAUGAUGUAUAACAUCUUAGCCCUCAUAUUCAUUCCAAUUUCAGUUUUGACCAUCUUUUCCCUUGUUUUCAGAGCAGAGAAACAAUUACCCUUUUUUUUGCUUGUUUGAUCAAACGAGGCUGCAAAACUAGAUGAGUCGACCAAGUAUGAUACCGUUAGGACAGAUUUUGAAACAGAAAGCUCCUUGAUAUAACUAAUACCUUAAGGUCCUUCUGCUGCGGUUUCUUAAAACAUAUUUGCAAUAUUUCUUACGUUUACUUUGUUUCAUUGCCCACAGAACGGCUAAAUUUUUACAUGGCUGUAAACUUAAACAAUCCUUGAGCAGGCACCUGACACUGUCCCACUCCCUUAAUAGUUUUAUGUUCAAUGCAGAAUAAAUCCAGAAGGCUAAUCUCAAUAGUUUUAAUUUACGAGUUUUAAGAUUCUUUCAUGGCAGUGGCUGUGAAUGCAAAAGAAUCCGAUCGGCAAGUCAACAUAAAUUGCAAGUGUUGUAGAGAUUUAAGUUUGUUUGACAAUGAACACUAGAGAGAAUAUAUGAAAAUGAAGAGAACAUUCCAUACAAUAUAAGAGAUUUAGAAAUAAGAAGCCAAGAAGGAAAAAAUGUCCAUGUUUCAGCUCUCAAGUAUAAGAUGUGAUAAGCUCAGCAGCAGCUAUACAGUAUAAGAUACCUUUGAAUGCAAUUUCACAUAAAUUCAAAACAAAGGGUCCUUUAACAAGAGUCCUUUCAUGAAAGUGCAGAGGCAGACAGUCUCACAAUUGCUGCUUUCUAUUGUUUUAAGGAAGAAUUGAUCUAGGUAGCUAUGCUUCUGCUAAUGAAGAAUUCAUCUAAGACACGGUCAUGGUGGCUACACUUCAGCUAAUGGCUUCCGGUUUUAUCAUUGAAUUAAGACUGCAGUGUUAAUCUUAACUUUUAGCAUUAGGUUGUGUAGGACAAGAUUCUGAGUCAGUGGUUAGGCUGGCUCAUGCUUACAUUUUACUGGCACAUCUUUGCAUAUCAGGAUUUGUAGACUACACUCAAUAAACUGAUAUUCAAGGCACUUUUAACUCUCAAAAUAUCAUUUUUAAGUAAUCAAUGCC
Messenger RNA from Durio zibethinus, 2287 nucleotides. RefSeq names its product ADP/ATP translocase-like. Gene Ontology annotation, biological process: mitochondrial ADP transmembrane transport; mitochondrial ATP transmembrane transport. NCBI's taxonomy places the organism in Eukaryota, Viridiplantae, Streptophyta, Magnoliopsida, Malvales, Malvaceae. The record is from RefSeq and is a predicted model, not a curated record. Gene Ontology annotation, cellular component: mitochondrial inner membrane. Gene Ontology annotation, molecular function: ATP:ADP antiporter activity.